Acanthopagrus latus (yellowfin seabream) is the source of this 564-nucleotide messenger RNA. RefSeq names its product gamma-crystallin M3-like. The transcript has 3 exons. The record is from RefSeq and is a predicted model, not a curated record. Gene Ontology annotation, biological process: lens development in camera-type eye; visual perception. The coding region runs from base 10 to 564 and encodes 184 amino acids. Lineage: Eukaryota; Metazoa; Chordata; Actinopteri; Spariformes; Sparidae. Gene Ontology annotation, molecular function: structural constituent of eye lens.
CCCGUCACCAUGGGCAGGAUUAUAUUCUAUGAGGAGAGGAACUUCCAGGGCCGCUCCUAUGAGUGCAGCUCUGACUGCUCUGACAUCCAUAUGCACCUGAACCGCUGCAACUCCUGCAGGGUGGACAGCGGGUGCUUCGUGGUGUAUGACCGCCCCAACUUCAUGGGUAACCAGGUCUUCUUGAGGAGAGGGGAGUACUCCGAUUUUCAGCGCAUGGGCAGCAUGAUGGGAAUGAUGGGCAUGGCAAUGAUGGAUAACAUUCGCUCGUGCCGCAUGGUCCCCAUGCACAGGGGACAGUUCAGGAUGAGGAUCUACGAGAGAGAGAACUUCGGAGGCCUGACACACGAGCUGAUGGAAGACUGCGAGUCCCUCCAGGACCGCUAUCACAUGUCCGACUGCCAGUCCUGCAACGUGAUGGACGGCCACUGGCUGAUGUUCGAGCAGCCCAGCUACAGGGGUCGGAUGAUUUAUGUGAGGCCGGGAGAGUACAGGAGCUUCAGGGAAAUGGGGAUGAUCAACCAGACAAGAAUCAGCUCCAUCAGACGCAUCAUGGAGAUGUGCUGA